This is a messenger RNA of Procambarus clarkii (red swamp crayfish), 2072 nucleotides long. NCBI's taxonomy places the organism in Eukaryota, Metazoa, Arthropoda, Malacostraca, Decapoda, Cambaridae. The record is from RefSeq and is a predicted model, not a curated record.
CUCACAAGGGACACUCACUCCUCCCGAGACACUCACAAGGGGCACUCACUCCUCCCGAGACACUCACAAGGGGCACUCACUCCUCCCGAGACACUCACAAGGGACACUCACUCCUCCCGAGACACUCACAAGGGACACUCACUCCUCCCGAGACACUCACAAGGGGCACUCACUCCUCCCGAGACACUCACAAGGGGGCACUCACUCCUCCCGAGACCCUCACAAGGGGGCACUCACUCCUCCCGAGACACUCACAAGGGGGCACUCACUCCUCCCGAGACACUCACAAGGGGGCACUCACUCCUCCCGAGACACUCACAAGGGACACUCACUCCUCCCGAGACACUCACAAGGGACACUCACUCCUCCCGAGACACUCACAAGGGACACUCACUCCUCCCAAGACACACAAGGGACACUCACUCCUCCCGAGACACUCACAAGGGACACUCACUCCUCCCGAGACACUCACAAGGGACACUCACUCAACUGGGCCAAUUACGAAGGCGUGCUAUAGACGGCACUGUUACUCAGCACUUACAGUAAUCUUAGACUAUAUUACCUCGAGUGUUUCAAGUUCCACACUUUGUAAACGAGAGCCAAUUCCCUUCACUAACUGCAGUUGCUCUUCUGAGGUUAAUAGUUAAUGAAAUUAUUUCCCAUAUAGUUAGAUAGAUAUCGCAUGCCUUUAACUACCUAUCUAAGCUAUCUGUUCUCCGCGAUGAACUACAAACCACUAAUUCUCUCCCUGUGUUGUCACGUGGCGGCGCUCGUCGUGCGUCUGGCAGUCCAACAAGCUCAGAACUCGUACGGUGCCCAAGACCUCCAACCCGGACUUCAAUGAGACACUUACCUACUACGGCAUCUCUGACCAGGACAUGGCUCGCAAGACACUUAGACUCACCGUCUUGGACGAGGAGCGCUUCGGCUGUGACUUCCUCGGGGAGGGUCGGGUCGCCCUCAAGAAGGUCCGCCCACACGAGACCAAGCGGAUAAGAAUUAAUCUGGAGAAACGAGCCAUGCUUGUGGAGGACGAGGUGAAGGGCGAGGCGGAGCGAGGCAAGGUCCUGCUCAGCCUCAAGUACACCACCCAGCGAAGCGCCCUCAUUGUGGGCAUCGUCCGCUGCGCCCAUCUCCCCUCCAUGGACUCCAACGGCUUCUCCGACCCUUAUGUUAAAGUGCAACUUAAACCAGACCCGAGCCACAAGAAGUACCGGACGGCGGUCAAGUGGAAGAACCUCAACCCAGAGUUCAACGAGGAAUUUGUGUUUGAGGUGCGCAGGAACGAGCUCCCCAAGAAGCUCUUAGACAUACGUGUGUAUGACAAGGAUGUCGGACGCAGUGAUGACUUUAUUGGUGGUCUACAGUUGUCUCAGGAUAGCACCGGCCCGGAGCUCCGUCAUUGGUACGACGCCCUCCAGUACGCGGACCGUCGACAUGACCGCUGGCACCAGCUCCAGCCUCUCAACGGCAAGUGAGCAGCCGGGCUCCCUGCUGCUAGUUCUGCCUGCUGUAGCAGUCGCUGACGAACAGUCUCACGCAGGAGUGGCUGACAAGCAGUCUCAUGAAGCAAUAAAUGAACUUAAAUAAUCAUUGACGCGAAACAUGUUGGAAAACAAGGUUGACUACGUAAGUGAUUGCAAUAACAGCACUGGAGGGACAAGAACAUAAACAAAACAAUUAGUUAAACACCAUUUAAAUAAAUAAUGAAUAAUAGAAAAAUUUUUACGAAAAGUGAUAAAUACUAAAAACGUAACACAGAAAUUUACAACACUAUAAACUGUAAAUGGCAUACAAAAGACAAAACAACUGAACGACCUGUGGAUGUUGAGUUUAUCAACACUCCGUGACGUGAGCUGCGACGGGCAGGCUGGGAGGCGCAUCGACCUGCCAGUAUAUUACAGCACAUGUAGCGAGGCCCAUGGGCGGGAACUGGUCUACGGCCGUGAGAAGUUGAUGCCGGCUGGUGGCCUUGGGUGCUUUCUCAUCACCAGUGUUGGACAAUCAUUAUGUGAAUUUUGUAUUUCUUAUAAAUAACAGCUCUUGAAAUAAAUAAUAUAUAUAUAUAUAUA